Cotesia glomerata is the source of this 1197-nucleotide messenger RNA. It is a transcript of the gene Gasp, whose product is annotated as protein obstructor-E-like. Gene Ontology annotation, cellular component: extracellular region. The transcript has 5 exons. NCBI's taxonomy places the organism in Eukaryota, Metazoa, Arthropoda, Insecta, Hymenoptera, Braconidae. The coding region runs from base 134 to 934 and encodes 266 amino acids. Gene Ontology annotation, molecular function: chitin binding. The record is from RefSeq and is a predicted model, not a curated record.
GAAUUAUCCAUACCAUAUAGAAGAUUUUCUAUACCAUUUAGUUAUAUCACUUGGUUCAAUUUCUGAACUUUUUCAUAUAUAUAUAUAUAUAUAUAAUAACUAUUCAGAAAGAAAAUUAGUAUUAAAUUUAAAAAUGAAAUUCUACUUAAUCACGGCGCUUCUUAUUAUUGCAUCCGAAGCACAAGAUACUUUCAAAUGUCCUGAUGACUUUGGCUUCUAUCCUCAUCAUUUAUCAUGUGACAAAUAUUGGAAAUGUGAUAACAAUGUCGCAGAAUUAAAAACUUGUGGCAAUGGCCUUGCUUUUGACGCUUCAGACGCGAAAUUUCUUACAGAAAAUUGCGAUUAUUUACACAACGUCGAAUGUGGCGAAAGAACUCAGCUUGAACCACCAAUAAGCACACCUCACUGUGCUCGACUUUAUGGUAUUUUCCCGGACGAAAAAAAAUGUGAUGUAUUCUGGAAUUGUUGGAAUGGUGAAGCAUCUCGAUACCAAUGCAGUCCUGGACUUGCCUACGAUCGUGAAGCUCGUGUUUGCAUGUGGGCUGAUCAAGUACCUGAAUGCCGUAACGAUGAAGUAGCUGGCGGUUUUUCAUGUCCCGCUGCUGGUGAAGUCGCUGGAGCAUCCGGAAGUUUUUCCAGACAUGCUCACCCUGAGGACUGCAGAAAAUAUUAUAUUUGUUUAGAAGGAAUUGCUAGAGAAUACGGAUGUCCUGUUGGUACUGUUUUCAAAAUUGGUGAUACAGAUGGAAGCGGUAACUGUGAGGAUCCCGAAGACGUUCCUGGUUGUGAAGAUUAUUACGGUGAUUUGGACUUGAAAAGCAUCAGGAAAAGUGAACUUCUAGCUGGAAUUUCAGGCAACGGGCAAUCAAAUGCACCUAAAUCACAAGGAAAGCCUAGACCAACUCCUUCAAGACCUCAACCUAUUCAAGAAUGAUUUCAUUAAUGAUAUUUACAUUUUAUAUUACAUUUCUACUGUUUUUAAACAUCCUCAAUACCUUUGAGAUGAUCAAGAGUUUAUCGUGAUGUUGGUUGGAGUGCCAAAGCUAUGACAAAAUUACUGAAAAAAAAAAAAAAAAUUAUCCAAUAAGAGAAACAACUCUUGACAUCUCGAUUAUUUAAUUAUAAGAAAGUUGCCUCAUGAUUCAUACUUCUUCAUAAUGUUUUCGUUUAUUUUCAAAUAAAAAUAAGAAAAACAAA